This is a messenger RNA of Fusarium odoratissimum NRRL 54006, 1227 nucleotides long. Its product is annotated as Ham1 family protein. The transcript is spliced from 2 exons. Gene Ontology annotation, cellular component: cytoplasm. Lineage: Eukaryota; Fungi; Ascomycota; Sordariomycetes; Hypocreales; Nectriaceae. Bases 78 to 566 code for a protein of 162 amino acids. Gene Ontology annotation, molecular function: nucleoside triphosphate diphosphatase activity. Gene Ontology annotation, biological process: nucleoside triphosphate catabolic process. The record is from RefSeq and is a predicted model, not a curated record.
GUCAUAUCCAGUCGGUGAAUUUUCUGCUUUGCUUUGUUUCCAAGCUCUAGACUUUUACAAAUUUCAACGACGUCAAAAUGGCUGCGCACAAAGUCAACUUCAUCACCGGCAACGCCAACAAGUUGCGCGAGGUCAAGGCCAUUCUUGAGCCUGAAAUCGAGGUUCUGAGUAAAUCUAUCGAUCUCGAGGAGGUCCAGGGCACACUUGAGGAGGUUACAGAGUCAAAGUGCCGUAGAGCUGCUGAUCUGGUACGUAACUAUCUUAUCUAUCCUACAAAUGCUGUAAAGAAAAUGAAUGUGCUUAACAAUAAAAUACAGGUGAAAGGCCCCGUCCUGGUUGAAGAUACAGCUCUGUGCUAUAAUGCUCUGAGCGGUCUUCCUGGAGCGUACAUCAAGUGGUUUAUGACUUCGAUCGGCCAUCAGGGCUUGAACAACCUGUUGGCUGCUUACACUGAUAAGUCCGCUGAGGCUGUCUGCACUUUUGGGUACUGUGCUGGACCUGGCGAGAAGGUCAUCCUCUUCCAAGGCCGAUGCCCAGUAAGAAACUCUCGAGUUCUUUCACCGUGACUGUGCUGAUAUAUGAUGCAGGGCAAGAUUGUGCCUCCCCGAGGACCUCCCGAUUUCGGUAUGUGUUGAGAAAAGAAUACAUAGAAUACAUGCUGACAUGUGAAAAGGAUGGGAUGCCGUCUUUGAGCACGAGGGCCAAACGUAUGUAAAGUUUGAACCCAAAUGAUGAUCUCUGCUAACUCUCAUAGUUUUGCUGAGAUGGACAAGGCGGAAAAGAACAAGAUCUCCCACCGUGGUCGAGCUCUGGCCAAACUUCAAGCUUGGUUCAAAGACCAGCAGUAGAUUGUAGAGGAUUACGAUACAGCAGCGUACUUGGUGAGACUAGAGUCUUAUAAGUAUAAAGGUUAGAUGCAGUCAAGGACCGGAUUACUUACUAGAGCACCUCAUAUUGGUUGUACUUGCGAAAGUAGUGAGAGCCACGACGAUAUGGCUGCAAGAAACUAUCGAUUGAAGAGGGCUUCUGACGAACUGUUCUGCCGAUGAGGUUUCGGAUCUUUGUAGAAUCACGAAAACUAGGGUCGAAUACCAAUAGAUUCGCCUGCCCGUCCAUUUGCCUCUCGAAGCCGACGAUUGUCAAAGAGUGUCCUGUCUACAUUUAGUGCCUGGUAAGCAUGCUGGUGGUUUGAGAUGUUCUUACCUGGGUGUUGUAGGUAGAUUGGUG